Messenger RNA from Pistacia vera, 924 nucleotides. RefSeq names its product AT-hook motif nuclear-localized protein 10-like. Bases 162 to 563 code for a protein of 133 amino acids. The transcript is spliced from 3 exons. Lineage: Eukaryota; Viridiplantae; Streptophyta; Magnoliopsida; Sapindales; Anacardiaceae. The record is from RefSeq and is a predicted model, not a curated record. Gene Ontology annotation, molecular function: minor groove of adenine-thymine-rich DNA binding.
UAUUGGCAAAAGUGAUGUCAUUUUUCCAAAAUGGCCCACGAGCUGUCUGCAUUUUGUCUGCAAAUGGUGCUAUAUCUAAUGUAACACUUCGUCAAGCAAUGACAUCUGGUGGGAACUGUGACUUAUGAGCACACAAGGCUCUCCAAUACUCCCUCUUACUCAUGCAGGGCCGAUUUGAGAUCUUGUCUCUUUCUGGUUCAAUUCUCCUCUCUGAGAGCGGCGGUCAACGAAGCAGAACAGGUGGUUUGAGUGUGUCCCUCGCCGGGCCAGAUGGUCGUGUUCUUGGUGGUGGUGUGGCAGGGCUUCUAACUGCAGCCUCCCCUGUUCAGGUUAUUGUUGGUAGUUUCUUGGCAGAAGGUUGGAAGGAUUCAAAGUCAGGGAUACAAGUAGAACCAUUGUCUUCUAUGCCAAAACAUGUGGGAGGAGCAUCAGGAGUUGGAAGUCCACCAUCACGUGGAAACUUUAGUGAAUCAUCUGGUGGGGGUGGAAGCCCUCUAAAUCAAAGCACUGGAGGUUGCAGUAACAGUAAUCCAGCAGGAAUACCAAAUAUUAGUUGGAAAUAAAGAUAAAGAGUUUAGGGUUGUUGGUUUUGCAUGACUGAAGACAUGUUUUGGAUUUCUGAAAGUAGGGUGAUUAAAUAUGUAAUGUAAUUUAUGACUUAAUGCUGACUUUAGUUGGAGAUUGUACUGAUAUUCCAGGUCAAACACCAUGGCUGGAUUGCAAAAACUAGGGUAGAAACUACUAGUAGUAGUAGAGGCCUCCCCUCGAGGUGGGUUAUAACGUAGAAGAAAGAGUUAGCUAGGUUGGGUUUUAGGUGAUUAUAGAAUUAGAGGUUUAUUUAUGUUCAUCUGUCCAUUUUUUGUUUGGUAAAUCAUGUUUAUUAUAUUUGUCUUAUGGCCUUAACAUAAAAGUUAAUUUGAAUUG